This is a messenger RNA of Pseudogymnoascus verrucosus, 3811 nucleotides long. RefSeq lists its product as uncharacterized. The record is from RefSeq and is a predicted model, not a curated record. The transcript is spliced from 3 exons. Bases 312 to 3737 code for a protein of 1141 amino acids. NCBI's taxonomy places the organism in Eukaryota, Fungi, Ascomycota, Leotiomycetes, Thelebolales, Thelebolaceae.
UAAUCGAUCCACGUGACUAAUGCCUCAAUAUACGGGACCAACAGUGCUGUCAUCCACCAUCGCGCGGUUUGGGCAGCUGCCUGGUUUUGCAUUCAUAGAUUCAAUGGCACCGGAUACAGAAUUUUGCGACGUCGAAAACCAUUAUCAGCUGUCAGUUCUUGAGGUAAUUUGAGUUUGACAUCCCAAAGCGUUGUCUAUCUGUACCUCCACAUUAUCUCGAAUCGAAACCAUCUCAGCAUGUCUUUGUUAGAGAAUUGCCAACCGAAUGUUUUCAAUUUACUACAUUUCAAAUUUUGCCACAAUUGGAAGAUAUGCAGGCGCCGUACAUGACCGCGACCGACGGCGCAGAUCCACCAAUAGAUGAUGGAUUAGACAAUGGUCCUGGAAAGCUAUUUGUUGAGAGUCGAAACGAGAAGGGAGAAGUUAAGUAUACCAUGUUCUCUGGCAAGCCGUUAAGAUGGAGAGGUGACUAUAUUCCUUCGCCAGAAGCCUACCAGGAGACUCUGCGCGACAAAGCCCUCGAAGCUCAGGAAGGAUAUGUUUUUCAUGCAGAAGCUCUGCGAAUGUUGGGUGUCAAAGUCUUCCGCACUGGGGACUAUCACAUUGAGACAAAAUUACGAGGAAAACGCGAUGUGGUUAAAUUCCAAACCAAGGAACUCCUUCCAGGGGGACAGGUGUGGACAGGCCCUCGCAAUAUUGCCCAUCUCGCCUUUUUAUCUUUGGAGGAUGGGGAGCUUCCGAUUUUUCAUUUCUGGAUCGAUCCGACUAUCUUUGGGAAGAAGCCUGAUCAGAUGACACUCGCAGAAACAAUCGACUCCGAAACUCACAAACAAAGAACCGAAGACGAAGCCAAGCAGAUCGAAGAAGGACUUAAAAUGCGUUUAAUGCCCAAUAUAACUCCUUCGGAUCAAAUCUGGGUCGAUAAGCUAGCCGAAUUCCGAAAACUUCUCGCCGAUUAUGGAGGUAACAACCGCAAUCAGUCGCUUAUGGAUCUUAUGAAGAAGACUUUUCUUGAAGACCAAAUCCGCCGCUUGGCGGCUUCGGGAGAGCAUUCUAUGCUUGCCAUGUUGCAAGUGAGAGACCAGUUGCUAUAUUUUGAUAACCUCGACAACGACGCGUUCAAGGGAGUAAAAAACAAUGCUGCAACGAAAUUUUGCAUGGUUUACUUUGGCCUUCCUGUUGAGCCUCUGACUUUGACCAACAUUCUCAACGCUAGAAAGAAUGAGGAUGACGCUCGAGAAAAAAUUGAACCCGAUUACAGCAUACUGCCUGGAAUAUACGGCGCAGAGGCCGACUUGGAAUUCUUGGAUAACUACCACGAGAGAGCUUAUGGAUAUCCGACUCUGCGAAAACCGAAGGCAAAAAGGCCCUACAAGGACAUCCCAGAAGAGGUCUCUGAUCUAAUCCGAGAGCAGAACCGGAUUGACGAAGAGCUAUAUCCUCAGCCAACAAGGAGAUGCGGGGGUAAUCGUAAUGCUUUCCGCGGCGUGGACAGCUAUGAUUUUGGGUUUGACAAACCCGAACCUGACCUCCCGUCGUUCAAGGAGUUUCUAGCUCUUCGUGGUGGCGCAGGACCGUCCCAAAUUUCAGGGGAUGUCAAUGAUGGUGAUGACGAUGAUUCGCAACUAAACUCUGGGCAUUUCAGUGACAUGGAAGAUGUUAUUAUGAAUGAUAUGAGCAUGCUUGAACACUCUGACGGAGAUUAUGGUUUGCCAUCAAGCCUCCAUAAUCCUUCUUGGGUUGAUGGCUUCGAUGGAGGACUUAGAGGUGGAGCUUCGCCACCCAGAGGCAAUGAGGGGGACGAUGAAGAACAGGGCGGGCCCUCCGCACCACCACCAAAUGUCAACACCCCUGGCACAAACACGAACAAUGCCGCCUUGCCUCCGCCGGUCUCACUUCCACCACUUGCCUCCAUGGAAUCUGUUCUUGCCACUUUACAGGAUAAUCCUCGACAGCCGCCUAGCGGGCGUCGUGGUCGAACGACGCCUGCUACGAAUGGGAGCACUUUCGACCCUAGCCAAUUUCGAGAAUAUAUGGUUGAAACAGAGAAGAAUCUAGAACAAGAUGACCUUCGCGUGGGUGCGUACCACAAAGCGCAGUCUGCCCACGAACCCCACUCGGGAAGUCCGGAGCCACCAAGAUAUGGCAAGUCAGUUGAGGAGCAGUUGGUUACUGGGCCCACAACGCCAGGUGUGUUUGCGAACGAUAUUAGUCUCGCUGAAGUUCGACGACUGCAAGCACGCAAUGGAGAAUUGGAAAGACUAAUAUUGGCCCGUGGGACAUACUGUGGCAUGUGUGAUAAGACCAUAUCCUUCACCACCAAAGAACAGCGAGACUCCCAUUUUGCAGGUCAUGUGGACGGACUGCAUUCCUGUGGUUUUUGUGGAAUUAGCUUCAAUUCGGCCACUCAUGCAGAGAGAAAAUCUCAUCUUGCUAGCCAUGCAGAUAUUAGAUAUACAAAGCAAACCGGGAAAACGCCCCAGAGGCCUACCGCCUCAGCUAGGCCUUUGGCAGCAACUCCUCCAGCCAGUUCCAGCCCAGCUCAAGUCGCGCGAGUAACUGUUGUUGAGGGCGAUACCAUAUUGUACUGCCAGAACUGUAGCGUGGACUUGGCCAAUUUUACCACUCCCGCCCAACUUAUUCAACACACACGCGCCUGCUCUGGGAGGAAUCGUGCGCCAAGCGAACCGGCAUAUUGUAAAUUCUGCGCCAUUGAAAUUUCUAGACUCGGCAGCGCGGAUGAUGUUACGAACCACCGCAAUCUGUGUAAAGGCUCCUCUGCCGGCCGGGGCCGACAACGAGAUCUUUGGGCUGCAGCAGGCUGUUCCAAAGAUGACCGGGAGUUGACGUACUGGAAGCUAUGUGCCCUGGCUGGGGUCCCUGAUCUUCAUUACAGGCCUCGCAACCCAAACCCAAGACCAUACGAGUGUCGUUACUCUGGCUGCGACGCUAGUUUGCUUGAAAUGGCAAAGGAAGGGACUCUGGACGCCCACCACAAGAAGCACAUCUCCGGCGAAGACAGACUCAAGUACAUAUGCCAGGCCAACGUCUGCGGGAUGGAUCUUUCCAUGCAUGAGAAACGGGGCGAGGAGCGGCUCCAACGACAUCUCACGAGGCAUCUUAAGGCGCAUUGCACAUACCCAGGCUGCGACGUCAUCUUCCGUGACGAAGACAUUUCGCCGAGCACACGUGAAAUUGAACUUGAAGCUAAGAAAAAGUGGGUUGAUCACGCCCAUAACCAUAUCAACGAUGAUGAGGACGAGCUGGGUCAUGAUGGCACUUAUAAUUACAUUGACAGUGAUCCUCCAAGUGAUGAUGAUGGCGAUGGUGGACAUCAAAGCACUACUGGUCACAGCCGUCAGGGAAAUGGUGCAAACACCGGCGGUGGACAAGGAGCUGGUACACGUCAAACUGAAGGUAAUAACCCAGCCAGACCCCCAGUCCCAAAAGCUCCAGCCCCGAAAGCUCUAGUCCCAGGUACCACUAUUAGAACCACAACUACUGGCAUUCUACCUCGGAGGCGUCUGCCCGCAAACACAAUUCCAGAAUAUUUUAUAUCCCUCCCUAAAGAGUGGAAUGCAGCCGUAAAAAUGCUCCCCGCAGUGCUCUAUGGUGGAUCGAAGAAGCCACAGAAGUCGACAUUUAUCUGUCCAGUUUGUUAUUUAAGCAUACAAGGAUUUCAACUUUCCGUGGGCCCCUACCUUUCUGUUUAUUCUUCCACUUCACCAUGCUUAUAAUACUAUAUAGAAUCUUGCUAACUGAACUUAGUGGCAUCGCAGUAUCUGCCCCGACGGCACAAAGGGUUGCGGGG